Messenger RNA from Mus pahari (shrew mouse), 805 nucleotides. Its product is annotated as WAP four-disulfide core domain protein 6A. NCBI's taxonomy places the organism in Eukaryota, Metazoa, Chordata, Mammalia, Rodentia, Muridae. Gene Ontology annotation, cellular component: extracellular region. The record is from RefSeq and is a predicted model, not a curated record. Gene Ontology annotation, molecular function: serine-type endopeptidase inhibitor activity. Gene Ontology annotation, biological process: negative regulation of peptidase activity. The transcript is spliced from 4 exons. Bases 62 to 502 code for a protein of 146 amino acids.
UUCCUGGACUGUAGGGACACACAGCAGAGGCUGGAGCCACUGACAAACUCCUCCUGGUUUAAUGCCUCCAAACAGGCUACUGCUUCCCAAAAUGAGACUCUGGGGGCUUCUGCCAUUCCUGGUUCCCUUCAUCUUCCUGUGGAGCAUCCAGGAACCCAAGCUGGCAGAAGCGUUCUUUGUCAGAACAUGUCCAAGAGUCAGAGUGAAGUGUGAGGUUGAAGAAAGAAAUGAGUGUACAAGGCACCGACAGUGUCCAAACAAGAAGAGGUGCUGCCUAUUCAGCUGUGGGAAGAAAUGCAUGGACCUCAGACAAGAUGUAUGCAGUCUGCCCCAGGACCCUGGUCCCUGCUUGGCCUACCUCCCACGCUGGUGGUAUGACCAAGAAACUGACCUCUGUACCGAAUUCAUCUAUGGUGGUUGUCAAGGGAACCCUAACAACUUCCCAUCUGAAGGUAUCUGCACCGUUGUCUGCAAAAAGAAACAAAUGUCUUCCUGGAUAUGAUAAGGAGGAGCUGNAGGAAGCNCCAGGUCUUGGCUCCUANUCUGAGGCUUUCUUCCCGUGAACCCAACGCAUGCUCCGGAUUGGCUGCCAGUGGCCAAGUCUUAGCCACUGAGACUUUGGCUGUUCCCAAACCAGAACCCUAGAAUUUGCUUAUUCCCUUCCCCCAACCNCAGCUUCUCUUCAAAUGUCAUGACCUUCGACAUUUGACCCCUUCUCAGUCUGGGACUCUCAUCACCUCAACUUUCAGAGCUCCAAUUUAUUCCAAAUCUAGUUCCUCCUAAUAAAGGACCCUGUGAGUUCUGA